UGUCGUUGACCAUCGUGGCAACCGCUCAACAUCAAUAUCGGAGAGCUUCACGUACAAUCUAACUCCUCUCCUCGACUUCCGUCUUUCUUUCCCUCUUCUUUCUCUUUCUUUCUUUCUAUACCAUCCGCAAAGAAAAUUCACCGACAGAAUUUUCUCCGGAUUAUCAGAUUUUUCCCCUAAGAACCUGUCCUUCCGAUCGGUAAUUAACCGAACCCCAUCGCACCCCUUUCCUAUCUCGAGGAACAUCGGUUUUCAUCGUCGAGCAAAAGAGAGACACCCGAAUGAUCGUCCGGCGUACGUUCGAUCGUAGAAAAUCGUAAUUGUGUUGUUACUUCUUGUGAGAUCGUGAGAGAAAAAGAGGCAACCAUGUACGCGAAGCUGUUACUAUCGAGGUCCACUAAGGUUGGAUGUUUUCCAAGAAGAUUGGCCUCGUCCUCGUCGAAGCUAAGGAUUCCCGAGCAAGCAAGAUAUAGAAUGGACUUACGUAGAGAGCUGCAGACGGCAGAAGGGCCUCGGAAAACAGCGAUAUUCAGCGAACGCAGCCAGUUGACUUACACGCGUCGUUUGGUGGUGAAAUUGGGCAGCGCUGUUAUCACGAGGGAGGACGAACACGGACUGGCGCUGGGACGCUUAGCUUCCAUAGUCGAACAGGUAGCCGAAUGCCAAAACGGAGGUCGUGAAUGUAUUAUGGUCACCAGCGGUGCGGUUGCAUUCGGUAAACAGAAGCUCGCUCAGGAGUUGUUGAUGUCCUUAUCGAUGAGAGAAACACUGAGCCCAGGUGGCCACAUGAGGAAACGCUCAGGUACUCCUUUGGAGCCAAGAGCAGCCGCGGCAGUGGGUCAAUCGGGUCUGAUGUCCCUGUACGACGCCAUGUUCGCCCAGUACGGUGUAAAGUUGGCCCAGGUGUUGGUCACCAAACCAGAUUUCUAUAACGAGGAGACCCGGAAGAAUCUCUUUAGCACCCUCAGCGAAUUGCUCAGCUUAAAUAUCGUACCCAUAAUCAAUACGAAUGACGCGGUUUCACCUCCUCCGCAAGCGGACGAAGAAGUGGCCGGUGGCGGAGGAAGAAGAGGCAUCUCCAUCAAAGACAACGACUCCCUGGCGGCUAUGUUGGCUGCCGAGAUCCAGGCAGACCUGUUAAUUCUAAUGAGCGAUGUCGAUGGUAUUUACAACAAACCACCGUGGCAAGACGGUGCCAAGAUGUUGCACACUUUCAGCUCUGACCUAAGGGACACCAUCAAAUUCGGUCAGAAGUCAAAGGUUGGUACCGGUGGCAUGGAUGCGAAGGUGAACGCUGCGUUGUGGGCCCUCGAUCGCGGUGUCUCUGUGGUGAUCUGCAAUGGAACCCAAGAGAAAGCAAUUAAAAGCAUCCUGUCUGGAAGGAAAAUUGGCACCUUCUUUACUCAAACAUCCGAAUCCACCACCCCUGUGGAGGUGGUCGCUGAAAAUGCUCGAACCGGCAGCAGAGCUCUUCAAGCACUCCGGCCAGAGGAACGAGCUAGUUGCAUCAACAUGUUGGCCGAACUCCUGGAGACCCGUCAGCGGGAGAUUCUUCAAGAAAACGCGAAGGAUCUGGAGGCCGCGGAGAAGACUGGUCUAGCAAAGGCUCUUCUCUCUCGUCUUUCUCUGACACCCGCGAAGUUAAAGUCGUUGAGCGCUGGGUUACGGCAAAUUGCCAAUGAUUCCCUGACGAACGUCGGCCGCGUUCUCCGCAGGACAAAACUGGCCGAAGGUCUGGAAUUGAGACAAAUUACUGUCCCCAUCGGCGUGUUGCUGGUGAUCUUUGAAUCGAGGCCAGACAGUUUACCUCAAGUGGCCGCGUUGGCGAUGUCCAGCGCAAACGGUCUCCUCCUGAAAGGUGGCAAGGAAGCUGCCAACAGCAACCGGUACUUGAUGGAACUCGUGAAGGAGGCGUUGAGCAGUGUCGGAGCCGCCAACGCGAUAUCUCUAAUCUCGACGAGGGAGGACGUCGGCGAUCUAUUGUCAAUGGGAAAACACAUAGACCUUGUUAUUCCUCGAGGUAGCUCGGAGCUGGUACGCUCCAUUCAAGAACAGUCGAAACACAUACCGGUCCUCGGACACGCGGAAGGUAUUUGCCACGUGUACGUGGACAAGGACGCGGACCUUUCCAAGGCUCUCAAAAUCGUAAGGGACUCGAAAUGCGAUUAUCCUGCCGCUUGCAACGCUAUGGAGACCCUUCUUAUUCACGAGAGUCACAUGAAAGGAAACUUCUUCUCCGAUGUCUGUAACAUGCUUCAAAAGGAAGGAGUGAAAGUCAACUCUGGACCAAAACUGAGACAGCUGCUGACGUUCGGACCACCUCCAGCGAAGAGCAUGAGGACCGAAUACGGAGCUCUCGAAUGCGCCAUCGAGGUCGUGUCGGAUCUCGACGACGCGAUAAAUCAUAUUCACAAACACGGUAGUGGACACACCGAUGUUAUUGUUACCGAAGACAGCCAAAGAGCUAGCCAUUUCCAAAGGGAAGUGGACAGUGCAUGCGUCUUCCACAAUGCCAGCACACGGUUCGCUGACGGAUACAGAUUCGGUCUUGGCGCAGAGGUCGGCAUUUCCACGGCAAGAAUCCACGCACGAGGCCCGGUAGGAGUGGACGGUCUGCUGACCACAAAAUGGGUGCUGCAGGGUGACGGUCACGCGGCUGCCGAUUUCGCGGAGGGUGGUGAUAAAGUGUUCCUUCAUCAAUCUUUACCGUUGAACGAGUCGGCAUGAAUCGAUGCUACAAACUCGGACAAGCAGGAUAGCGAAAACUCUGCUGCAACGACAGGGAAGAUCUUACACCGAGAGGAACCAGCGGAGAAAAAUCGCGUCGCUCCUCCGGAUUCGUUUAAAAAACGCCCGAAAUCGCAACGCGUUCAUACAUUUUUCUGUACCAUUCGAUCUCUCGUCGCUAAAGCCCUAGAAAUUAUUAAAAGCUUUGUAAAAUAGAGGCGCACAGACCCGCGUGAAAAAAAUGUGCGCCUUUAAUUAAAGUGGACAGAAGAAAAAAUAUUACGUUUUCUACUUGACACUCGCAAUUUUGUUAAUUAAAUGUGAAAUUUCUGCUAGACUAAGUAUUAUUCAUAAGAGUUACUGCCGUGAAUGAAAUAUAUUCUUUUUCGACAUCUUCAACGAACCAAAGAAAAUUCCAAUAUUAGGAGAAGUGAAAACAAUGUAAUUUAACCGUGCAAAUAUAUUGUCGAUCAAUUUAUACUUGA
Molecule: messenger RNA, 3212 nt
Organism: Osmia lignaria (orchard mason bee)
Lineage: Eukaryota; Metazoa; Arthropoda; Insecta; Hymenoptera; Megachilidae
Gene: P5CS
Product: Delta[1]-pyrroline-5-carboxylate synthase
Cellular component (GO): cytoplasm; mitochondrion
Molecular function (GO): glutamate 5-kinase activity; glutamate-5-semialdehyde dehydrogenase (NADP+) activity; ATP binding
Source: RefSeq, a predicted model, not a curated record